GCAGGGUUGGGGUGGGCCGUGCCGGCCUGGGUUAGGGUUUGGGGCGGGUCGGCCCUUACUGGGUCUAAGGAAGAUGGUGUUGGGUGGUUACCCGGUGAGUUACUUACUUCUCUGCGGCCAGGCGGCCUUGCUCCUGGGGAAUCUACUUCUGCUGCAUUGUGUCUCUCGGAGCCUCUCGCAAAAUGCUACCGCCGAGCCAGAGCUCACAUCCGCCGCCCACCCGGAGGUCUCCACCGGUACUCCGAGCUGGGAAUAUGGCGAUCCCCAUUCUCCAGUCAUCCUUUGCUCCUACCUACCUGAUGAAUUUAUAGAAUGUGACGACCCAGUGGAUCAUGUUGGAAACCUAACUGCAUCCCAGGAACUUGGUUAUGGUUGUCUCAAGUUCGGUGGACAGGCCUACAGUGAUGUGGAACAUACUUCUGUCCAGUGCCGGGCCUUACAUGGAAUUGAGUGUGCUGGUUCUAGGACCUUUCUACGAGAAAAUAAACCUUGUAUAAAGUAUACCGGACACUACUUCAUAACCACUUUACUCUAUUCCUUCUUCCUGGGAUGUUUUGGAGUGGACCGUUUCUGUCUGGGGCACACUGGCACAGCAGUAGGGAAGCUGUUGACGCUCGGAGGACUUGGGAUUUGGUGGUUCGUUGACCUUAUUUUGCUUAUUACUGGAGGGUUGAUGCCAAGUGAUGGCAGCAACUGGUGCACUGUUUACUAAAAAGAGUGACCUCGGGGCCCAGGGAAGUAAUGAAAGCUCUGUUUUCUGAAUUAUUCUCGGCAGUGCUGAUCUCAGACCUGACCAUUUGGAGGGAACCAGUUUGAGUAAAAAGACUACUUUGAAUUUUUAACCCAGAUUUCACCCUUUCACACCAGACAAGCAAAGUGUGUUGUACCUUUCCUCAUAAUACAAAAUAUAAAGGAUAGUGACCAACUCAGAAGCUGUGGAAGGGUUUCCAUAGUCUUUAUUUGUGUGUACUUUGGCAUCUUUGGUCCAUUGAAGCACAUGGAGCUAACAGGAUGAGUAAAGUGAGUAUUUUUAUCCACAAGCCUUUUGUGACCCUGAGUCUUCAUGCAGAGGAGAACUGAAGCUGAGUCAAUGAAAACCUUCAGCAGAAGUAGAAAUUGGCCAUGGAUUUUACAUACACUGAAAUUCUAACUUUCCAUAUUUAAAUUGCACAAUAAAUUUUUCCAACCUGGAGUGGUGCUGUAUAAGUAUUUUCAACAGAUAGAGUGAAACUCCAAACUGAGCUUAUUUUGCCAUGAGGUAGGGAUUUGAAAUGAAACACUCUAUUAAUAAAUCCUGUUGUGUCACCACUGUUAUACUUCAGAAGCAGUAUGUGCUAUGCUACACAUGUUUCUACAUUCCAAUUAUGUUUUGAAGGACAACGCAGUAUCAGACAUGUGAAUUGAGCUAUUCCUCUGGGCAGAAUUGUCCUUUCUAAAAUUUAAUAUUUAAUAGUUUAUAGAGCCCAUGUUGUGAGCUGAUAAAGAUUUCAUACAAAUUUCUGUAAAACUAUUCCUUGUGAUUAGGUAAGAUAAAGUGAGGAGCCUCAUGCCCUUGGAAAGAAAGACACAUUCCUACUUAAAGGGUAUUGAACACUAGGGUAGAACUAGGAUGUGAUUUAUGAGGGGGGGGGAACUGAACACAUCCAGAACUCAGAAUAAGCAUGGUAUGAAAAACUCACCGUGGGCUUUAGCAGUCAGAAACAGAUAUAGCCAAGCUUUUGCAUUCCCAAAUCACUGAGAAUAGAAGAAGUAUGCCAAAUUACAAAUAGUUUUAGAGAUUAUUUCCCAUCCUUUACAAUCUAAGUUGAAAGAACUAUUACAUGUAAAAUAAAAAGUAGACUUUGUGGCCAAGUCAAACUAAUAGCCAGCUAUUCAAAAUAACUUGCAAAGUCUAGAAACAAUCAAAGUAGAACUACUCAAAGUUUAUCUCAUAAUAAUUGACUUUUAAUACCAAGAAUCAUGGUUGAAAUAGCUUCCCUGGACAUAUUUAUUUCAUAGCAGCUUUCAUAAGAACUUCUGCCUUUUCAUUCCUGAUUAAUAUGAUCACUGUUCUUAUAAUUAUUAAAGGUGGCAACGGUAUAAAAAAUGAAUAUAGAUGGUUCCCUUUUAUCUUGAAAGUUCUGUACCACACUAACCUUGGCUUUGCUUAUAAUAGUAACAAUUAGUAGACUUUUAAUUCAGAAGCUCUAUACCCAGGCAGUAUAUUUUAAAUUGUCAGGGAUCAAGAAGAAAGUAGACUCUUUCCCCAGAAAAUACACAUACACAUAAAAGUCUGCAUAGAGUUUAAGGGGGCUCAAGGAUGCCAUACCUUUUUUAAAAAAUUUAAAUCUUACCCAAAAGAAACCUUUAAACUUUACCAAGUCCUGACUCAUCCCACACCUUUUUUAAAUCUCCUAAUACUCAGAAACCACGUCAAAGGUUGUUUCCUUUUUAAAAAAAGAACAAAAACCUUUGGCAGCUCCAAGAUUUGAAAUCAUUAAUGUUGCCAGGAAAAAUAACUUGGGUAAAAAGAUAAACAUCUGUAAAUUAUUAAAGAAGCCAUUUAACAGAAAAAGCCGUUCUCAUCUAUGGCAUACUACCCUGAAUGCACCCAAGCCUGUCUGACCUCAGAAGCUAAGCAGGGUCAAAUCUGGUUAGUACUUGUAUAGGAGAAGGAUCCCUUCUCACAGUCUGGAAAGCUGUUGAAGACAAAAGUUUUUUCCAUUUCUAGAGAUAAUUUGAGUAUCAUGAGUGUUCUGUGUGUGACCAUCUGUAAUUGUCAGUUGCUCUGUGACUAUAAAUGAUGCCCAUCCUCUCUAUCCACAAACCCCAACCAAAUGUGAUAAAACUUGAAAAACUCACUGACCAAAAGAAUAUU
This is a messenger RNA of Nycticebus coucang (slow loris), 2857 nucleotides long. RefSeq names its product TM2 domain containing 2 (gene TM2D2). Bases 74 to 712 code for a protein of 212 amino acids. NCBI's taxonomy places the organism in Eukaryota, Metazoa, Chordata, Mammalia, Primates, Lorisidae. The transcript has 4 exons. The record is from RefSeq and is a predicted model, not a curated record.